This is a messenger RNA of Varroa destructor (honeybee mite), 4366 nucleotides long. RefSeq lists its product as uncharacterized. NCBI's taxonomy places the organism in Eukaryota, Metazoa, Arthropoda, Arachnida, Mesostigmata, Varroidae. Gene Ontology annotation, molecular function: RNA binding; protein binding. Gene Ontology annotation, cellular component: small-subunit processome; nucleus; nucleolus. The record is from RefSeq and is a predicted model, not a curated record. Gene Ontology annotation, biological process: rRNA processing.
AGUUUACAUAUAUAUGUAAAUCGAACAACUAUAUCGAAGGUUUUAAUUGCACGCGGGUUGGAAACGCUGCUGAGCUGGAUAUUUGGGUACAAAAGUUUCAGCAAAAUAUAUCUUUAGAAGUGAUGUUCGUUCUGAUAUAUAUAUAUAUAUAUAUCUCGUAAUAAUUUGCAAAGUGUGAGUCGUUGAUUAGAUAGAGUUUGUUCAUUGUUAUUAUCUUCGUGUUACGCAUGUGCAAUACUCGCUACCACAUAGUAGCCGCUUUAAGUGAUGGAGCGAGCGACUCUUAAGGCCGUAUGUAUGAACAAUGCGAAAACCAUUUUUUAUAUUAGCAAGAUUUUGAGUAGUAAGCAGUAAGAAGAUGGUCGCGAGGGACAACUACCGGUGACGCUACCCAUCUGGUUUAUGCAUUGUCUCCUGAAUCGACUUCAUAACGUGAAUAAACGUGAUAUUUCUAUUAAAUUGUGCGAUUCAUAUCCGUGUGUCUUCCUACACGAAUCGUAACAUAAACUUUUCUAAAACGGCGGUAACGGUUGCUCCGACAAUUUUGAGGAAGUCGAUCUCUUAAGAGCCUCCUCAUGUAUGUAUGUCUGUUUCUACUAUGUGGUAUUUCGAAUGUUAUGAUUUUGAUGCGCUUCUUUCAGUGGAAAGGGAACAGCUCAAACGUUUCACUUCCAAGGCUGUUAAUGAGACGAAGCACGUGUCGAAUCGAACAAUGUAGCGGUGCCGGUGCUAUAAGUCAAGAAUAAAUUGACUCUACCCAUCUAUGUCUGUGUGAUUUUCAUUUACGUGCUGUAUACGAGUGUCCUGUUGUUAUUUGUGGUAAAAACAUUGUAGAAGUCCUCAAGCAAUUAUGGCCGAGCAGGCUUUGACCAAAGCAACUCAAGGACUCCCGGUCCACAGUUCUACGGUGUCUUUUUCAACUCAAGCAGCUACCGAAAAUACCAAAAAUAAACGGACGUCAAAUAUGAAUUGCAGUACACAUAAUUAUAAUAACGGUAAUAACGUUACGUCACAAAGGCAUCGCCGCCCGCGCGUACGUCUUCAGAAGAGUCGUUUGCUAGACGUGGAGUCUAAUCUCCGUCUGCUCAUGUUAAAAGGUCUAGUAGCAAGGAAAUCGGAUGCUGCCAUUCUUGCGACUGCACCGAGGGAGUUGCUACGUCCAAUUACAAUGGAACUGUAUAAAUCUCUUUCAUCAUUUGAAAAGGCUGAAUUUCGCCGUGGGUGUCGGAAAAUGGUUGAUGGAAAGGUUAAAAUUGAUAAAAACAAACUUUGCAAGGUCAUCAAACACAAAGAGAAACUCAGGUUGGAUCGACUACAAGACUUUGUUUUUAGCCGGCGUCAACAACGUGAGGAUGUCGCCGUUGAAACUGCAGCAUUGGCCACAGACCCUUCAGUCCCAGGACACUUGCUGCGUUUGGGUUCGAUUGCUAAUAAAAGGGCAAAAUUAGCUCUUGAUGGAAAAAUGAAGGCUUUCUCAUACGUCGCGAAAGUUGAGGGUCUAGAGGAUGAUUUACGCCGCAAGCGGAAACGUUCGAGUGAUGCGAUAAUAUAUUCUGGUGAUGAAGCCCCUGAAACUUAUGCACUGCAUAAACCUAAAGGCGGUCUUCCUGAGCAAAUGCCUGUGAUUGUGAUGCCCCAGGUGAUAAGGGAAGUAAUCAAUAACACAAAAGCUGAGGAAAACAUAAAAACUGUCAUCUCAGAACUGAAGCCAACAUACACUUUUUUCCUCGAAAGGUGUAAGUUGCUCAUUGGAGAUAAAAAAAAAGCCACAAUUAAACGCCGCUGUGAGAAUGAAGGCUUCCUCGUUGAUAUCGAUGGGAAAAUUUGUGCAUUGCACAUAACUCAAUUAUUUACCAAACUUGAGGAUUUCGCACAACCGUUGGAAUGGUUCGCUGACAAGCAGGAGUUGAACGUGUUUAUCCGGGACGUUCUAGAACUGGAGCACUGUCCGUUUCUGUCUCGGGUCAAAGGCCUCUCUGGUAACCUCAUAGCUUCUGCGACGCUGGUGCCUCCAGAUCAAUGGAUAAUUAAGGUUCCUCCGGGUAUGUUCACAGUAUACACCUGUCCACCCUCAUCUGCUCAAUCGACCACUGAUCGGAUAGAACUCGUGGCAGCUCCCGCCAUUAUUGGUCGAAUGCCGUACCAGCUUUUUGAUGAUAUUGUUCUAAGAUAUUCUCACCUAAUAAAAUUUGGCAUUGCCAUUAAUGUAUAUGCUCAUCGCUCAGAGAGAACGCUCACCAAGUUCAUCGACUUCACUGGGUCAAGGAUCCGUAAAGAGGAGUGUUUUUCUGUGCCUAGCCGCGGCCAAGUGGUUCCGUUAGUACGAAUUAAUAUCUCUAAACACCUUCUGCCUUGCAAAUCACGAUUCACCGGAUGGAAGAUGAUGCUUCCGCUGACCGAAGCUCACGAUGAUUUCGAUGAAGUAGAUCGCCAUCAGGAUCUAAUCCCCACCCUUGGUGUAGUAAUGGCUGUCAACCAGAAAAAGCAGACAGCCAUUGUCUCGACAAGACCUUCCAGGAUCAGAGCUGCGACCAAGAACACAACGCUGUACGGGCUUUUAGCGAACAAUGUUGGAGUUGGUAAACCAAAGGAUCCCGGUGUGAUAAGUGCUCGUUUACUGCAUGGAAAAAAGGGCUCGUUCUUUCGUGGAUUUCUUGUAAAGCGUCUUACAAAUGUGGACAAACAAAAUGUUAUCCUGAAGGUUUUUCUCGGCAUGGACUUUCUUUGGCCCAUUUGGGGACACUUUGAAGAUGCAGCUACCAACAUGCUCGUUCGACGAUUACCAAAUUUUAGCGUAAUACGAAUUCAGCUUCUGGAAGAUGAGUUUCAUACGAAAGAAGGCGUAAGGGUCUGUCUGGCGUCUGAAAAUGACAACGAGAAUACAGAGCUUUUCCAAGCGGGCCCACAUAAGGCUUCUUUGAGAUACAAGCAGCUCGAAAACUUUAAUUACCAAACUGAGUUCAAAGACAAGUGUGACUCUGAUGAGGACGACAGACAAACUAGGCAGAAAGCAUUCAUACUAGAUGGUACAGACGAUGAAGGCUUUGACUGGAAUUAUGAUGCUCAACCGAAUCUUACCCUGUUGGCCCAACAGGUUACUGCGAAGAAUGACCGAUCAUCUACAUGCGAGUCUUCGGAUGAGGGUGAUGAAAAAGAUAAUACACGAAAAACUCUUUCAACAAAACGAACUAAAGCCGAUAGAGAAGAAGAGCGACGUAGAAAAGAAAAUCAGAUGCAAGACCAGGAGAAGAAACGAAUCAGACAAGCUCUGGGGCAACACGUAGCAGAAGAGGAUUCGCCUCAGACGGCUGAAGAGUUUGAACGUAAAGUCAUGGCUUCACCAAACGACUCGUCUCUAUGGAUCCGCCUAAUAGCUCUCCACCUAAAGCAGUUAGAAGUGGAUAAAGCUAGACAAGUCUCCAAAAGAGCGCUAAAGACUAUUCACGGAAGCGAACAAGAUAAGCUGAACAUAUGGCUAGCUCUACUCAACUUAGAGAAUUUGUACGGAUCGCAGGAGUCCCUCGACGACGCCUUUCGCGAGGCGGUCAAGCAUAAUGAACCUUUAAAGGUGCACCUGCAUCUAGCGAAAAUCUACGCUUCGUCACACAAACCCAAUCAGGCGCGAGAAGCCUUCGAAGUUUUGCUUAAGAAAUUUAAGCCAUAUAAAGAGGUAUGGAUUGAGUUUGGGAUGUGGUUAUUUGAAACUGGACAGCUACAGGAAGCGCGCCAAUUGCUCAAGAAGAGCUUCUCUUCAUUAUCUGAUAAAGAACAGAUCGACGUGAUUAGACGUUUUGCAUCAAUGGAAUUCUCACACGGUGAACAUGAAGUGGGCAAGAGUCUGAUGGAUAAUCUACUAUUGUCCUAUCCGAAACGAAUUGACUUGUGGAACGUCUACAUAGAUCAACUUGUUAAAUUGCAGGACUUCGACUCCGUCAGGCACAAAUUCAAUAAGCUUCUCACUGUUAAACUUCCGGUUCGUAAGAUGAAAUCCGUUUUUAAAAAAUGGCUGGACUUCGAGCAAAAGCAGGGAACACCUAUGGAGGUCGAAAACGUCAAAAGAAAGAUCGUCGAUUAUAUUGAUUUGGACGAUAGCCAUAUAAGAUCAUAAGCUGAAAAGUGGUCAAAAGAGGUCUUCACUCGAACCAACCCUACUGUAAACGCGUGCGCGCGUCUGUUCAAAUACCCAUACAGAUCUUGGCGGCGACAACACUACCAUUAUGGAAUUGUCUAAUGCAAGCGUUAACCAACUAGCGUAAUAAACCAGCAAGAUAUAAAAAUAUAUUUAGCUGACGCUGUAUUAAAAGAAGCAUAUGCAUACUUUAAAUAAAUAUGUAUUUAAGUGAAACAGUUGAUUCAUAGCAAAUAU